Stylonychia lemnae is the source of this 1398-nucleotide messenger RNA. NCBI's taxonomy places the organism in Eukaryota, Ciliophora, Spirotrichea, Sporadotrichida, Oxytrichidae. The record is from the annotation of a GenBank genome assembly.
AUGCCAAUUGAUAUUAAUCUCCUUAGAACUGAUGCAGGAAGUGAUCCCAGUGUCGUUAAACUAUCAGAAGAAAGAAGAUUCAGAGAUCCUAAGUUGAUUGAUGAGAUUAUUGAAAUCGAUGAACAGUGGAGAAAAUUGACAUAUCAAGUCGAUAAACUCAAGAAAGAGCAUAAUGAUCUCUCUAAAGAAAUUGGAAAGAGAAUGAAGGAGUCAAAAGGAGAAGACAAAUGCGAGGAAGAGAAAAAAUAAUCAAAUGAGAUGAAAAUUGUAGUUGAGCAAACUGAAAAACAGAAGGAUGAGCUUACUCACCUUAGAGACAAGAAACUCGGUCUCAUUGGUAACUUGGUUUACUCAGAUGUCCCAAUCUCAAAGAAUGAGGAAGAGAAUCUAGUCACCUCAACAUGGGGAACCAUCCCAGAGCUUAAAGUUGAUGGAAAAACUCUUGGACAUUUACAUCAUCAUGAAAUCAUGGAAUGCUUAGAUAUGGUUGAGUUUGAAAGAGGCCAGAAAAUUGCUGGUCAUAGAGGAUAUUUCCUUAAGGGAAAUGGAGUCUUACUAAACUAAGCUUUAAUCAAUUUCGGUAACACAUUCUUGUCUGCCAGAGAAUACACAUCUCUUCAACCACCCUUCUUCAUGAAGUAAUCAAUCAUGAACGAAACUUGCCAGCUCUCAGAUUUUGAAGAGAAUCUUUACAAGGUACACGGUCAGUCAGUUGAUGAGCCAAUGUAUUUGAUUGCAACCUCAGAGCAACCAAUCUCAGCACUUCAUAGAAACGAAUGGCUCGAACCAGGUGAUCUCCCAAUCAGAUAUGCUGGUAUCAGUUCAUGCUUCAGAAAGGAAGCUGGAGCACAUGGAAGAGAUGUGUGGGGAAUUUUCAGAGUCCAUCAAUUCGAAAAAGUUGAAUAAUUCUGUAUCACUACUCCAGAGAAUUCAUGGGCAAUGCAUGAGGAGAUGAUCAAGAUUGCCGAGGAGUUUUAUCAAACUCUCGAACUUCCAUACAGAGUCGUAAACAUCGUCUCAGGAGAAUUAAAUGACGCAGCUGCCAAGAAAUACGAUCUUGAAGCCUGGUUCCCAGGAUAUGAUGCUUUCAGAGAACUUGUUUCAUGCUCAAACUGCACUGAUUUCUAGUCAAGAGGACUUGAGGUUAGAUUGGCUGUUAAGAACACCAAAGAAAAGUUAUAUGUACAUAUGCUUAAUGCUACUCUCUGCGCUACUGAGAGAACAAUGUGCUGUAUUCUUGAGAACUAUCAAACAGAAGAAGGUGUAAGAGUUCCACAAUGCCUAUAGCCAUUUAUGGGUGGAAAAGAUUUCUUACCUUACAACAAAAAAGCAGUUGAGAAGUUUAUGGAUAGAAAACAAAAGGAAGAAGCAAAGGAGCAACAGAAAAAGAAGAAGUGA